Molecule: messenger RNA, 2112 nt
Organism: Prorocentrum cordatum
Lineage: Eukaryota; Dinophyceae; Prorocentrales; Prorocentraceae
Source: the annotation of a GenBank genome assembly
AUGCUCGGCAAGAUCCGGCACAUUCUCCAUAUGAUUCUCGUCAAGCCGGCAGGCCAGCGGCCGCCCCUGCAGAACUCGGUCGGCAAGGUGAAGCGCGGCAAGGCCGACGCGGAGCGCCAGAACCGCUCCAACGCGGAGCAUGCCGUUCUUUUCGAGGCGAUGAACCUCAUGAUCCAUUUGGAGGACAAGUGCGACCCACAGCUCAUCUCGAUGGCCGCCGGGCUGCUGGGCAAUUUUACCCAGUCGACGGACCCGAACAUCCGAUACCUCGGCCUCGAAACCAUGGCCAGGCUGGCCACGAAUGCCGGAACGCAGGAGCACCUGGAGAGAUACCGGGUGACCAUCCUGGAGAAGAUGCACGAGUCGGACGUCUCCAUCCGCCGCCAGGCGCUGAACCUGCUGUACGCGCUGUGCCGGCCCGACAACUGGCAGUCGAUCGUGGACGAGCUGCUCCAGAUCCUUGGGCAGAGCGACUCCCAUCUGAAGGAGGAGCUGGUGCUCAAGAUCGCCAUCCUCGCGGAGAAGAACGCGCCCAACUUCGGUUGGUACGUCGACGUGGUCUUCAAGAUGUUAGAGUCGGCCCCGGAGGCCGUCGGCGACGACGUCUGGUUCCGCGUCGUGCAGGUGUCUCUGGGGAACGUGAAGGAGGCGCUGUUGCACCUGCGGCGCCUCGCGCAGGACGGCGGCGGCCGCACGCCGCUGGAGGCCAACUCUGAGCCGGAGGCCCCGCCCCCGUUCCGGUUCGAGGACAGGGCGAAGAUACCCGAGGAGUUGGUGGCCGGGCCGUUCGAGAAGUUCUCGAUCACGGAGGACGUGUAUUCCACUGCGUAUUUGGUCGCCAGGAACGCCACCGAGGACAUGUACAGCAUCUGGCCCUGGAAGAAUCCCCAGGUACGCAUCGUGUGGUUCUACCUCUUUUUCAUCGUCGGCUCCCAGCUCUUCGUGAUGACGGUCAUCACGCUGUGCUACCCGACCAUGGUGGACAAGGAAGUCCUAUACGUGGACUGCGCCAACGCCACUUCCGUGGCAUCGCUCGUGGAGAGGGGUGCGGUCGAAGACGUGGGGGCCGAGGCUUGCCGGGAGGCGGGCAAGCUCGCGUUUUGGGCUGAUCUGCACGGCAAGCCGGUGGCUUACCACGUCAUUGAGGUGGAUAUACCUUUCUUCGACGCGGUGUUGACUGAGGGCAGCGCUAUCGUGUACAUGUUGAGAUUCAUCUGCUGCUCGUGGGUGUUCUCCCAGAUGUAUUUCCAGCAUUUUGAGAGCGUUCGGUCCCUGAUCGCCUAUCACGACUUCAGCCGGUGGUUUAUCCCGCUGAAGGGCAUGGAGGUGCGGAACAAUUGGGCGAUCGGCAUCGCCUUCGUGCAGUACGGGGUGAUUCUGGUCGUGACGACGGUGUCAUUCGUGAUCGUGUUCGCCCAGAAGGACCCGUUCGACAUAGUCAUGAACUCGCUGGCAUUCACUUUCAUCGCCGAGGUGGGUAGCUACUUCAACGCCCCCCUGGUGAAGCGCCUGGGGGCCACGCGCAUCGAGGGCCUUCCCGAGGACUACGGCGAAAUCAACUACCUCUACCCCGAGUACUCCGAGUCGAAUGCGCUCCGGGAUGACGGCACGUACACCGACGAGGGUUGGUACAUCCUGGAAGAGGAGAGCAAAGCUGGGCUCCUGUCCGACUACGAGGUGAAGCAUAACCCCGACGCCUACCCGCGCUCGGAGCGGCUCACGUUGGCCAUGCACCGGCGCCCAGCCAGCUCCAGCCCCGCCGAUCGGGGGACCCUUGCUCGCAACGCGUGUGGGAAGUCACUCUUGAGGUCCUUCGCCGUUCUGGGGCACCGGGAGCCUGAGAGCCAGUCCCUUGGAGCGGGAACAGAGAGGGGGGCGCAGGUCGUCACCGGGUUCGAGGACUCGCAGACCGAGUCUGAGCGGAACGGCCUCAAGAGGCACGCCGCACUCAAGGCGUUCCAGAGCCUGUCCAUGACCCACCCGAGCGGCCCCCGGCUCCACGACACGCUGGUGAAGCUGGCCGUGUACCUGAUCGGGGAGUUCGGCCACCUGCUGCCCCCCAGCAUCGUGCCCAAGGCGAAGGUGGACGUGUUGAAGCAGCACUUCGGGAAG